CUGAGCACAUGUUCUCACAGAACCUGCACUGCCUUCUGAGAAGUGGCAUGCGCUCCAGAAGAGAGAUGAAAACGCUACAGCUUCUGGUUCUGACUCUGCUCACACUGACCGGUGUUCUCUCAGAUGGUGAAUAUGGUGUGAAUUAUCCUGAGCCGAUCUGCGCUGUGAGAGGAUCUGAUGUCAUCAUUUCCUGCACUUAUUUCUACCCAAAGUUAGGGCAACAGGUGGAAAGAGUUCUCUGGUGCUCAAUGAACUCAAAUUCAGAAAAGUGUCUGAACGGAUCGUAUGUUUAUAACAGUGACUCUACUGCAGCUUCAGGAGACUUUAAGUAUGUUGGUGACAAAACAUCAAACUGUACUUUAUUAAUCAGUAAUGUACAGUUCAGUCACUCUGGAGAGUAUAAAUUCAGAUUUAUAACUAAUGUUGAGGGUGGAAGAUGGACAGGUGACCCUGGAGUUACUGUUGAAGUGGCAGUUGUGCAGGUGUCGAUGAUCAGACUCUCUGGAAACGGGACUCUAAAAGAAGGAGACUCUGUAAAUCUGACUUGCGCUGUGAACUGCACUCUCAGCUCUCCACAGUUUGUGUGGUUUAAGAACAGAGAGCGUUUACCUGAAUCAGGCUCUGUUCUUCACCUUCCUGCUCUGACUAUGAGGAACUCUGGGAAUUAUUCCUGUGCUUUGAGGAACUACGAGAACUUCACGUCUGAAAUGAUCUGCCUUGACGUGGAAGGUCUCUUUUUGUCAAGCAUGGUCUCACUUGGGUUGAUAGUAGUCAUACUGACCUUGACUGCUGUACUUUACUGCAUGUGGUCUGUCGGCACUGACCAGCAGAAAGAAGACACCUACACCACCAUUAUCUACAGUACAGUGACCACAGAAUAAUGCCUUUAAACACAAAAGUACACAAAAGCCCUAAUUUAUAGUCA
Molecule: messenger RNA, 925 nt
Organism: Pygocentrus nattereri (red-bellied piranha)
Lineage: Eukaryota; Metazoa; Chordata; Actinopteri; Characiformes; Serrasalmidae
Product: sialoadhesin-like
Exons: 5
Coding region: 9-881 (290 amino acids)
Source: RefSeq, a predicted model, not a curated record